Molecule: messenger RNA, 558 nt
Organism: Aspergillus udagawae
Lineage: Eukaryota; Fungi; Ascomycota; Eurotiomycetes; Eurotiales; Aspergillaceae
Product: putative AP-3 adaptor complex subunit sigma
Exons: 2
Coding region: 1-558 (185 amino acids)
Biological process (GO): protein transport; vesicle-mediated transport
Cellular component (GO): intracellular membrane-bounded organelle
Source: RefSeq, a predicted model, not a curated record
AUGAUCAACGCCGUCCUCGUCUUCAACAACAACGGGCAACCUCGCCUCACUAAAUUCUAUACACAAAUCGAUACGCAAACAAAACAGUCACUGAUUGCCCAGAUCUACGACCUGGUGGCACAGCGUCCGCCGAGCGCCUGCAACUUCCUACCACUGCCUCCAUUGCUUUCGCAAGGCGCGCGUUCAAGCGCAGCAAAUGGUCCUUCCGAUGCUCCUACGCAAGUCACCUACCGCACCUAUGCCACCUUGUCCUUCAUCAUGAUAUCUACAUCCACAGAGUCACCGCUUGCGCUCAUCGAUCUAAUACAAGUUUUCGUCGAAGCCCUGGAUCGGAUAUUUGAGAACGUUUGCGAGCUGGAUCUUAUCUUCGGGUUCGAGACAAUGCACGCGGUUCUCAGUGAGAUGAUUGUCGGUGGUGUCGUCGUCGAAACCAAUAUCGACAAGAUUGUUGCAGGCGUGCGGGAACAGGAAGGCAAUCUAGGUAAAAAGAAGGCUAUACAAGCAGCCAGCUCCGGCCUUGGGCGAGGAGGGCUCUCAGGGCUUGGUGCUUGGCGUUGA